AUGAAGCUCUCUGUCGUCGCUCUUGUCUUUGCCGCCGCCGUGCAGGCUCAAAGCCUCAAAGACAUACCCGCCUGCGCCGUCCCUUGCCUUGAGGCCUCCGUUAAGAAGAAGACUUCCUGCCAGACAACGGACCUGCGUUGUGUCUGCAAGCCCGAAAACUUCUCCAAGAUUCGCGACGACGCGACCAGCUGCGUCAUUACGAGGUGUGGUGCCGAGACAGGCAAAGUAAUCGAGGCUACCCAGAAGCUCUGCAAGUCUGUUGGAGGCAAGUAG
Hirsutella rhossiliensis is the source of this 273-nucleotide messenger RNA. RefSeq names its product CFEM domain-containing protein. The record is from RefSeq and is a predicted model, not a curated record. Bases 1 to 273 code for a protein of 90 amino acids. NCBI's taxonomy places the organism in Eukaryota, Fungi, Ascomycota, Sordariomycetes, Hypocreales, Ophiocordycipitaceae. The transcript is spliced from 2 exons.